Messenger RNA from Octodon degus (degu), 2191 nucleotides. RefSeq names its product C1q and TNF related 9 (gene C1qtnf9). The record is from RefSeq and is a predicted model, not a curated record. Lineage: Eukaryota; Metazoa; Chordata; Mammalia; Rodentia; Octodontidae. The transcript is spliced from 4 exons. Gene Ontology annotation, molecular function: protein binding. Bases 62 to 1063 code for a protein of 333 amino acids.
UUAUGCAGCACAGGGUCCAGCCAGCAGCCCCAGGGUUCAGGUGAGAUUUAGACAUCUGACCAUGUGGACCUGGUGGCUGCUGCUUGCCCUGGGAAUCUUCUCAGGGGCUGUGAGCUCCCAAAACAUGUGCAGGCAAGGACACUCUGGCAUCCCCGGGAAUCCUGGCCACAAUGGCCUGCCCGGAAGAGACGGACGCGAUGGAGUCAAAGGGGACAAAGGAGACACAGGAGAACCAGGCCAUCCCGGGAGCCCAGGGAAAGAUGGAAUGAGCGGCGAGAAAGGAGAACGAGGGGCAGAUGGAAAAGUGGAAGCUAAAGGCAUCAAAGGUGACCCUGGCUCCAGAGGACCCCCAGGGAAGCAUGGGCCAAAAGGAUCCAUUGGUCCCACAGGAGACAAAGGGCUCCAAGGAGAGACUGGUCCUCAAGGGCAGAAAGGGGACAAAGGUGAUGUGGGUCCCACAGGUCCCCGAGGUCUAAUGGGUAGCUCUGGACCUUUGGGCCCCACUGGCUUAAUUGGCCCCAUAGGCCCCACUGGCAAGCCCGGUCCCAAGGGAGAUGCAGGACCCAUGGGACCCCAAGGUGAACCUGGAGUCCGAGGAAUAAGAGGCUGGAAAGGGGAUCGAGGAGAAAAAGGCAAAAUUGGUGAAAGUCCAGUUUUGCCCAAAAGUGCUUUCACUGUGGGGCUGACUGUGCUGAGCAAGUUCCCCCCUUCAGAUGUGCCCAUUAAAUUCGACAAGAUCUUAUACAACGAAUUCAACCAUUACAAUGUUGCUACAGGGAAGUUCACAUGCCAUAUUGCUGGUGUCUAUUACUUCACCUACCACAUCACUGUCUUCUCCAGGAAUGUACAGGUCGCUUUGGUCAAAAACGGGGUAAAAAUACUGCACACAAAGGAUGGUUACAUGAGUUCUGAGGACCAGGCCUCUGGUGGGAUAGUCCUGCCAUUGAAGCUGGGGGACGAGGUGUGGAUGCAGGUGACAGGAGGACAGAGGUUCAAUGGCCUGUUUGCAGAUGAGGACGAUGACACGACAUUUACAGGCUUCCUGCUGUUUAGCAGCCCCUGAUGGAGGAGUCCCCUGGCCUAGUCUCACUCUCAGUCAGAACUAGCGUGGUGGGAAUGACGAACAAUUCAACUGCACUCCUUCCUCCAAUAGCAAUUGUCCUGAAAAGGUGCCAGUGGGAAGUAUCUCCUCAACUUGGUUCUAUGCAACUUAAAAUCUUUCCAAGAGUGAACUGUCAAUUAUUUACCCUGUUUAUUGUUAUUUUUGUGGAUUUUCUCUGCUUGUUUAUUCUGGUUUAUUUAAUACUUCCGUCACACUUAGCCUCUGAGGAACACUUUGCAUGUGUGUGUCUGGCAGGAAGGGGGUUCUGGUGUCACUUUUGUGCUCUAAGGAGUCAUAGCUUCCUGUUGCUUUCUGUGUUGCUGGGGACAUUAGGGAGGAAAAACAGGAAAAUUGGCUGGGGCACAGCUAGAUGGCCGGACCUUGGUUAGCUGUACAAGGCCCUUGGUCCCAGCCCCAGUGCUACAAAAAUAAAACUAAAUAAAAAAUCAAAAAAAUAAAGCCAAAGCAGGGAACUGUCUAUUCCAUUUAGUGACUAAUAAAAGUGGGCAACAGUGACACCUUCAGAAGGCUCCAAGUACUUCAUUCAUUUUCUAAAUGAAAACAUCUCUUCAUUUAUCUUCAUUUGCAUUGCUCUUUAAUCCAGUUGAAGAGCCACUGGUCAGCUUUGAAAAUGUACAUUUGCUUCCUAGGACUGCCAUAACCAAGAAUUACUAGCCAUGCAGCUUAAAAUGACAGCAGUGCACUCCCUGGCCCUCGGAGAGGGCGGAAGCUCAAGCUCAGUGUGUUGGGGCCUCUGGCCUCCUCCCUUCGGGGCUUCUGACGAGGGUCCUUUCUUGCUGCCUCCGGCUUCAGGUAGCCAUGUGCUCCUCAGCUACGGCAGCAUCACUCAAUCUCUGCCUCCAUUGUCUUCUUGCACUGCCUGCCUGGGUCCACACUUUCCUCCUCUUACGAGGCAUGAUACAUUGUGUGAGUGCCUGCCCCAACACAGGAGGCCCCGUGGCCACCUGGCACAUCCAUAAGGACGACACUUCUCCAAACAAGACCAUGGUCACAGGUACUAAGAGUCAGGCCUUCAACAGAACUUUUUGGAGACAUAGUUCAAUCCACAAGUCUUAACUCCAAAUCAGU